Molecule: messenger RNA, 579 nt
Organism: Fusarium subglutinans
Lineage: Eukaryota; Fungi; Ascomycota; Sordariomycetes; Hypocreales; Nectriaceae
Product: D-arabinitol 2-dehydrogenase
Exons: 1
Coding region: 1-579 (192 amino acids)
Molecular function (GO): oxidoreductase activity, acting on the CH-OH group of donors, NAD or NADP as acceptor
Source: RefSeq, a predicted model, not a curated record
AUGCAAGACCUCAAGGGAAAGGUGAUCGCCGUCACGGGUGCAGCAUCCGGAAUUGGUCUUGCAACCGCUCAACUACUGUUCUUUGUCGGAGCCAAGCUAUCCUUGUCUGAUAAGUCACUUAUUCCCCUUGAGCAAGCCACCCAAGCACUUCUCGCCACGCACCCAACCCGUAAUAAACAAGACAUCACAACAGCAGAGGUCGACGUCACAUCCAGCGCCCAGAUUACUUCCUGGAUCGAAGAGACUGUGAAAAGAUUCGGUAGACUCGAUGGGGCAGUUAAUUCGGCUGGAAUAAGUGCUGUCAAGAUGGGCAAAGGCAGGGUCCGCGACCUCACUGAUGAUAGCUGGGCUUUGUGUAUGGGUAUCAAUUCCACUGGGGUCUUCUACUCCAUGCGAGCUGAGCUCAACGCCAUGGUCAACGGCGGGAGCAUCGUCAAUGUGGCAAGUCUAGCUGGUCUAAUCGCAGUCCCCGGGGCUGCAGAAUACGCGGCCUCAAAGCAUGCAGUGGUUGGCCUUACAAAGACAGGGGCCAGAGAAGAGGGCCCAGCUGGCAUCAGAGUGAAUGCAGUCGCACCGUGA